UGUCCAAAGAGUCGACAUGUCCAUAUCGGAAAGGAAUACGCCCAGUCAUGGGGCAUUGGCAACGCCCUCGCAUCGCCAGCAUCGGCCACCGGACGUUGAGGAGGCGCUCUCCUCAAUGCUCUGGACGCCCUACGAGCGCACCACGCCCAUGGCCAGCUCAUCGGAUGAGGACGAUGACGAUGAGCGGCUCAAUCGCAAGUUGCGUAAAUCCCAGAGCAACUACGAGACCAGCACCAGUCACCUAAUGCCACUACUUCCUGGAGCAACAGCAACUGCAACAGCAAGUGCAACAAUAUCGACAGGAUCUCCGAUAAGAACAGCUCCUCCCGUGCCUUUUCCCAAUUUUAGUUUAAGCGGAUGCGCCUUCGAGGCGGCCAAGACGAGCCGAGCUGGCGGCCAUCGGAAUCGCUACUCGUAUCCAUCCUACUACGGCAGUCCGGCACACACACUCACCCAAUGGUGUUCCUCGGCGGCCACAGCCAUUAAGGAGCCUCCCUCGUACGAGUCCCUCUACGAGGCGAGUGCCUCCGGCGUGGGCGUGGCCAGGGCGAGCUUGGCUCGUGUCCAGCCGAAUAAUCUACAAUGUGAUAGAUCGCAACGAUCCCGAGCAACAGCAACAACUAGAGACACUGAUCACCAUGAUGAUGAUGAUGAUGAUGAACUAACGGCAAAUGUUCCCGCUGAGCGUUUGGUGCGCUCCUUCACUGAUGAUUACAUAUCGCAGAACUGCGCAUUAUUCACGCCAGCAAUAAACGACACAGAAAAAGCAACGGCAACAACGACGACGAGUCAAAAACAAAAGCCAACAACGACGACGAAUGCAAGAUCACAACAAAGUGCAGAAAAUCAAAGCGACAGCAGAGCGAAUUGCAUUAUCAAUGAAAACAGCGACAAAGACGACGACAACGACUACGACGACGACGACAAUGCUGGCGAUGAACAAGAAAUCGCAACAGCAACAAACGAGGAAACAGGCACUGUCUCAGCUUCAGCUUCAGCCUCUGCCGCAGUCACCGUCGCAGCUGCAAGCCUCAGUCGCAGUCGUAGUCACUGUGUCAGCGAUAAAGAGCACGCCGCUCUGAGAGCAAGCAUUGCAGCAACUGAGAGCGCAAGCACAACAGCAGCUGAGAGAGCAAGCACAACAGCAGCUGAGAGAGCAAGCACAACAGCAGCUGAGAGAGCAAGUACAACAGCAGCUGAGAGAGCAGCGACGACUAGUGGCUGUUCCAUUGAGCGCCGCUCACCAGCGAUCAGUCUUUCGAGUUCGUUCAGCGCGUGCACAACGGACGCGUAUAUAAACGGCAGCAGUUAUUACAACUACAACAACACGUUGUCAUCGUGGUUGUCGCGGGGGCGCUACAACUACAACUCGUGUAGCAGCAACGCCAGCAGCGAGAGCAGCAGCGACGCGCUGCGGCCCAACAAAUGUUUGGCAGAACUCGAACGUUUGUAUGCCGAAUUUCGCGCGAGUGAAAGUCUAUUUGAGCAUCGUCUAAGCCAGGCACAUAUCGAUAGCGAUAACGAUAGCGAUAUCGAUAUUGAUACGAUGCGUUUAAAUGUGUCUGCUGAGUUGCCGCCAGCAACUGCAACGGCAGCAACACAGACUGCACACAGCAGCAACAAUAACAACAACAACAGCAGCAGUGUCUUUCUUAAAGCCAGCAACAGCAAUGACAGCGACAACAACAAACACGCCAAAAGCGUUAGCAGCAUUGCAAUAUUGCCAGCAGCAACAAAGUCCUGUCAAAGGCAGCCAAGUCUAACGAUACAAGUGAACAACGGCAGCAGCAGCAAUAAUAACGGUGCUAAUAACGGUAAUCAGGUUUGUGUCGCGUCGCCCACAAGCACAGCGACAUCGGCAACAGCAACAGUUACAACAACAACAGCAACUGCAGCAGCAGCAGCAGCCCAAGAGUCAAGCAUUGUCAACAACAACAACGGCGUUUGUGUUGUAAACUGCAAUUACAACAACAACAGCAACACCCCCAACAAUAACAACAACAAUAACAACAACAAUUGCAUUGUUGCAAUUAAUAAUUGUGUGCCAGCAUCGAAAGUGUUUAGUGCAAGUGUCCAAAAUAAGCUCAAUAAUAAUCCGAAUGUGGAUGUGCAACACGUUGCUGCCACCGACAGUGGCAGUGUCAGUGUGAGCGCCAGUGCCAGUGCGAUUAAUAAUAAUAAAAAUAAUACAAAUAAUAAUAAUAAUUGUAAUGAGAAAAGCAAUGUGAAUGUGAAUGUGUCCAGUGCUGAUAACAGUGUCAAAGUAAUCAAUGUGAAUGCAUCUCCCCCACGCACUUUCACCUCAACCGAAUGCCAAACCGAUGAUCUUACCAACAACAACAACAGCAACAGCAAUUCCUCCCAGCAGCAGCAACAGCAACAGCAACAAUUGCAACAACAACAGCUGCGCACACGCGAGCAACGUCGACGGGAACGUCGUGAACGGCGACAGCAGCAACAUCAACAGCAGCAACAGUUGCCACCGCAUCAUCCGCGGCGAUUGCACGUGGAGCGUCACUCGCCGCCGUUGCAUCCACCUCCCCACUUGCACCAUCCGCAUCCUCAUCCACAUCCGGCAGCUUUGGGCCUGGCGCGCGCCUUGUUGCCCGACAUCCUUCACAGCCAUUACCCGCCGCCCUACAGCGCCCUCCCGGCAGGAGCACCACCCCCGCUGCCGCCUCCUCCGCAGGCAGCCCCCCCGCUGCCACCGAUGCCUCCGCUGCCACCGCCGCCACCACCGCAAGCGCCAGUGCCAAUGCUAACGCCAGUGAUAUCAACGGUUCCCCUUCCGGGCGCCACUCCGCUGAUGAGUGAUGGACGCUUCACGUUGCCGCUUCCCAUCAUGCGCAGAUCCCCCUCGGAGCGUUCCGGAAAAGGUUGUUGCGGCCAAUGGUUUGCUGGACCGCCGCUGCGCGCCCUCAUUGCUGUUGUUGCGCUGGGGGGCGUGGCGUGCGCCCUCGGCGGAGCUGCUUUGGGCGCCACAGGCCUCGCUGGACCACCAAACUCCCAUUUGACGGCGGCUCUUCUAAUGAUUGGCGUUGGCGUUGUGCUGGUGACUGUAAGCGGAGCAGCCUGGCGGAUGACAGCACCUGGUGGUCAGAGCUGCCUCGGACUCGGCACCAGCGUCGAUUUGGCCCGCUGCGGACGUCGGCCCUGCACCCGAGGCGGAGGUGCACCCCACGGUCUGCUCUAUCCGGAGUUUCAACACCGCCCACCGCCUCCCUCCUACCAGGCCAGCAUGCAGGAGUAUCGUCUGAGACUUUUACUUUUGGACCGCGAUCGCCAGAAUGGAGUUGUGCGUGGCAAUUCGCCACCGCCCACAUAUCGAUCUCAUGCCGGCAGUCUGCUGAGGGCACCAUUGACCACCUUGCGCUCGGGCAUAGGCGGUGGCGGUGGCGGUGGCACCAUCAGCAGCAGCAUGGGCGGCUCGGAGUACAGUCUGCCACCAAGUUAUCGUUCCAGAAAUGCCACGCCCGCCUCCCUCACGCUAAACAGCGAACGGACCAUUGAGACGGCGCCAUCGGGUCGCCUGUUGGCCAAUGAGGACCUGCCGGAGCCUUCAGCGGAGCAAUUGCCCGACUACAGUGCGCUGCAGUCGAAUACAUUGCUUACCUCGGCCAUUGUCGAAAUCGAGUCGAGGAACCGCAGUCGAGAUAACUCUGCCAAGAGUCCAGCGACAACCACAAGCACAACAACAAAGGCCAAAGACCUGGUGACCAUUGUGACCAUAUCGCAGGCCAACAGCAGUGGUAGCGGUCUGAGCGGGCAGCCAGGUGGAAGGGCGCAGACACAGGUGCCAGCUCAAUUACCUGGACAGGCCAGUGCACUCGAUCAGAUCGAUAUACUGGCCCAUUUGUAGCACCCCUGUGCUCUGAGAAAACCGAAGCUGCAAUCAUGCGGAAAACAUGGCGCACACUGCGAAAAGUCCCAGCAGUUUUCCAAUGCUCAGUUUUCUUCACUUUUUUUUUUUUGUUUGUUACUCUUAAACACUCGUUAACCCAAAGGUAUUUAUUUGUACGAUACGAAAACUAAAACUCUGCUCCUACUUGAAUAUAUAUAUAUACAAUACGAGUACAUAUAUAUCUAGAUAUAACUCUAUAUCUAUUCAUAAGCGGCAUUUAGAUAAUAAGAUGUGUUUGUUGUACUUGAAUGUGUUGAAUUUAUUUUUGUAAGCAUACGAAAUGCGCUACGUAUCUAUUACGAACUAUUAUUAACAUACGAGUAUUAAAAUAUUCCAAAAAAAAAUCGAAAAAAAAGGAAAAGAUAGGUUGAAUUAAAAGCGCAGAAAACCCCUGGAAUUCUGAUUUGUAAAUAACAACUUCUAAUGCAUUUUUAGCAUGCGUUAAGUGUAGAUUCUCCCCAUCCCAAACCAAACCCAAAUCUCUCAUAUACAUAUAAUACAAUAUGUAUGUGUAUAUAUAAAUAUAAAUGUGAACUCUGUGUAAAUUCGCAACGGAACGCUACGGUGACAAAUUUUGCGCGCAUUUUUGAAUAACGAAUCAAACGGAAACUGAAACUGAUUUCUGAAUGCGUUUCAAACAAAAUAAAUGAAUAGAUAAAAAAAUGUAGAAAGAAACAAAAACAAACAGAUCUUUUUCGAUUUUCGCUUUCGAACCAAGUCCACUAAAAUAUUCAGCAGAGAAGAUUUGCUUGAUUUAUAUUUGCGGAAUUGGUGCGAAAGUGGAACUCGGAAUGGGCAUGUGAAAACUAAUUACGAAUAAAUUGGAGCUGCAUGCGCAAAUGCGAUGCGUAUGUUAUCAUUAUGUAAUACUGAUACGGAUACAGAUCGUGCAUAAGUACAAUACAGAAUAUAAAAAUAAAAUAUAUAUAUAUAUAGAAUUACUUAAAACUAACUUAAAGUCCUCUGUGUAAAGUGCAAGGCUAAAUAAACUAAAAAGCAAACAUCUGCAAAAAUGUAAUGUUGAAAAAUGCUACG
Messenger RNA from Drosophila innubila, 4936 nucleotides. RefSeq names its product formin-J. Lineage: Eukaryota; Metazoa; Arthropoda; Insecta; Diptera; Drosophilidae. The transcript has 7 exons. The coding region runs from base 17 to 3859 and encodes 1280 amino acids. The record is from RefSeq and is a predicted model, not a curated record.